AUGGCGGCGCCCAGCCUCCGGGGUCGCCUGGCGAGGCUUGGAAACCCACGGAAACCUGUACUGAAGCCUAACAAGCCCCUCGUCCUCGCUAACCGCCUCGGGGAUGGGCGCCGGGAGAAAGGCGAGGCGACCUGUAUCACGGAGAUGUCGGUGAUGAUGGCUUGCUGGAAGCAGAAUGAAUUCCGCGACGAAGCGUGCGGAAAAGAAAUCAAGGACUUUUUCGACUGUGCUUCGAGGGCUGAGGCAGCCCGCAAGAUGAGAUCUAUCCAGGAUUCUCUGGGAGAGUCUGGGAGAUUACCAACCAAGAAACUGAACAAACUGUUACAGAGGUUUCCUAACAAACCUUAUGUCAGCUGA
Messenger RNA from Chrysochloris asiatica (Cape golden mole), 357 nucleotides. It is a transcript of the gene CHCHD1, whose product is annotated as coiled-coil-helix-coiled-coil-helix domain containing 1. The transcript is spliced from 3 exons. Gene Ontology annotation, cellular component: mitochondrion; nucleoplasm; mitochondrial ribosome. Gene Ontology annotation, biological process: mitochondrial translation. Gene Ontology annotation, molecular function: RNA binding. The record is from RefSeq and is a predicted model, not a curated record. The coding region runs from base 1 to 357 and encodes 118 amino acids. Lineage: Eukaryota; Metazoa; Chordata; Mammalia; Afrosoricida; Chrysochloridae.